UUCGUCUCAAUUGAGGCUAAUCGCGGUGAGAUUUGGUCCUAUUCAUGGAAACCUCACACCAUCACCUGUCACGGAACAACCAAACUCGUACGCUUUCCUAGUGCCAAGUCGUCCAUGAUUCCUCUUUCCAUAUGUUCGACCUACUUCAUCCGAUUCGUAUGCACCCACUUCUAAUCUCUAAUAGCUUAGUCACUGCUCAGAAUAAGGGGAAGAUUCGGUAAUUACAGCCAUGAUGAUGCUUGGGAGAGGGCGAUGUCCGCAGGGUCCAAAUACAUGCAGCACUUGAGCUGCACUGUUGCAUUAGACCCUGGGUAUUUAAACAGAGAUGAUUCCACAUACUGUACCUUAUUUCCUACAGACAAUUUUUUAACACAUUCUUUUGAGAAACUCUGACUUUAUCUUCACCACUCUAUCGCAAACGCGUACUAUUACUCGAUUAUUGAAAACUUUUCAAUAUCACCGUUUCUUCAACUCUCGGCAUCGAAACAUGCGUUGUUUUCUGACGAAGGCGGUACUGCUCGCUCUCGCCACCUUGGCAAUCGCUGAUGACAGAUGCACCAAUGGACCAUUUGUCAAACAUCCACCCCAAGGCGGUGAAUUCAUUCCGAGACUCGCAUGCCACACCAAAUGGGACAACGGCGAGGUCAUUGUCGGAGUGGAGGCCUGGGCUUCAAAAUGGCAAAUGCGGGGCAUUCGAUUCAAGUACUCGCAAUGGGGAUGGGGCGAAGUUCAUGGCAGCAUGGACGCUGACGCGAGACAUGAAAAAUCCGAAUGGAGUGCCUCUGAGCAAGUCAACAUCAAAGUUUGGAACAACAAACCGGACGAUGGCAAUCCCGUAGAUGCGGUCGGCAGGAUUCGCAUUGAAGGUAACAACGGCCGACAGAUCUUCGAUAUCGGUGCCAAUGGCGGAAAGACGGCAAAAAAUGAAAACUACGGCGCCGAUAUGGGCAGCGGCAUCAUCCUCGGAGCCCAAACUUUUGCUGGAUUGUGGCUCAACUACGUCGAAUUCAACAUGUUACGAUCGAAAGUCAAGAAAGCAGAGCUUGUUGACGUCAAGUACGGCCAAUCACUUGCGGACCUGAAUAAGAAGCAAGAGGGCAUUGAUAACGCCAGCCUCAUGACCAUGUACUUUGUCAAUGACAACCCAGUAAAUGGCUCAGGCAUGAUCUACGAUGUAGCAAGAGACGAAGAGGUGGAAACCGAGCAGACCAUCACCACCGAAACGACUAACGAAUGGACAACCGGAGUUGAGGUCACCGUCGGCGCUUCAGUUGGAAUCCCGCUUAUAUCCGCAAGUGCCGAAACAACAACAAGCGUUGGAUUUAGAAACGAAGAAUAUAAAAAAGACGAGAGUAAGAGGAGGGAGCUCGUCAAAAUCGGGUGGAAGUUCAGGUGUGACCCCAACAAACCCCUACCCCCUCAACAAGCUGUCAAAUGUACCGCAAAGGCUUUUAGAGGCGAGUUCGACAGCAGCUACGAGGGCCAUGUCGAGGUCGAAUUGGUAGACGGGACGAAAUACAAAUACAAAGAGACGGGUACUAUGAGGAGUGUCAGCUACAUGGAGUCGGUAAAUACAUGCUCACCCAUUGAUAUCAAGAAGGUUCCAGGUAGCAAUGAGCUUGGCGACCAUGAGGAAAUUGGCAGUGCCAAGGAGCUAAAGAAGAGGAGCAUCCGCCACUCACGAGUCUAUCGUGGGUAG
This is a messenger RNA of Periconia digitata, 1699 nucleotides long. The record is from the annotation of a GenBank genome assembly. NCBI's taxonomy places the organism in Eukaryota, Fungi, Ascomycota, Dothideomycetes, Pleosporales, Periconiaceae.